UUGUUGUUGCUAAGGGACCCAGCCAGUUCAACGGAGGACCAGCACCACCAGUGCAGUGAAAGUGAACCACAGGUGUGCGGUGGAUUCAUUACAUUUAAACACCUGUGAACCAAAUCCAAUAUGGUCGUGCAUAUGUGAGUGAGGGGAAAAUAAUGAGACACAGUGGCAGAGUGAUACCCCAAAUCAGUGGGCCCUUGACAGAUACACUUUACUAAAGCAGCACUGCAGCCCAUAAAUGUUUCCUCUACUGAUUUAAUGUCCUCUAGAAAUCUCCCUGCAGCCCAGAACAGUGUUACUGCAACUUGUAUCCAUACAGAUCUCCAUUUCCUGUGUCUGCCAACACUUGGAAGCUCCUCCCCACACUCACUCUGUGGCUGUAGGAAGCUCCUAAUCACUGCAGGAAGCUUGUCUCCCAGUGACAGCAAAUGAUAUUCUGAAUAGAUGGGUCAGGAAGUGAUUUCCCAUUGGCUGCAGGAAGCUUGUCUACCAUUCGCUAAAGCGACAGCAAAUGAUAUUCUGAAUAGAUGGGUUAGGAAGUGCUUUCCCAUUGGCUGCAGGAAGCUUGUCUACCAUUGGCUAAAGUGGCAGCAAAUUAUGUUUCGUUAUGACGAUGCAAGAAACCCCUCUCCCAUUGGAUGCAGGACACAAAAUAUCCCUUAUUAAUGUUCUGUGUGUGUGAGACAGAGAUGGACUGGAGCCUGAUGCCUAAUACUGAGUGUGUAUGGGAAUGGGGGUGCCUGUGGGGCCUCACAGUGGGUGAUGGGACAGAUCCCUCUCUUCUAAACCUCUGCCAAGCCCACCUUUAUACGUCACAUACCCCCUUCCCAGGUGAUACUCUUCCUGUGGAGCUGUAAGGGCAUCAGGAAUUCUUCUGUGAAUGAACACUGGCAAUUCACCUCAGAUGUGGCAGCAAUAAGCCAAUUUCUACUCAAAAGACAAUUGCUGCAAAGCGUCAAUGUUUCCUUUAGUUGGUCUUUAAUGAUUCAAUGAUUUAUUCAUUACUGUGUAACGCGAAUAUCCUUGUGAUUGAAACAGGGGGAUCCAAUGGUGUCUAAAUGUCCAUGUUACCCCUCAGCAAGUCAGGGGUACGAGAAAGAUGGGAGAGCUCAUCACUGGAGACCUUCUAUGAAAAAAAAACAAUUACAGAAUUUUCUAAUAACUGCUAUGGGCCCAUCAAUGGCAACUGCACCUUAGAUAUACUGUGUCCAAUGGAGAGAGGCAGAUGGGGUCACAUGACACUGACAAGAAAUCGCCGCAGGGCAAAGUGACAGUUAAUAACAGUUUUCUCACUUUCAUGUCUGGGAUCAGAGUGAAAGUUCUGAGCGAUUCGAAGCGACUUCAUAGCGAUUUCUACGUGAUUUCCUGUGAUUUCCUGAGAUUACCAGUGAUUUUCCUGCGAGAUAUUCAGCAUUUUUGACGUUUCCUAGGAAAAAACAUCUUCCAUUCACGUCUGCUGAUAUCUUUUUUUUUUUUUUUUUAAAAACCCAACUGCUCUUUUAAGAGCAAAAAGACUUGGGCGCAAUGCCAUUCUGCGCCCCAUGGAGGAAGGUAAGUUGGCGGUUACAUUUUUAUUUGACUAAGAAAUGUUUUUUCUAGUCCCAAAGUUUAAGCGGUCCUAAAAUGGUUUUGCUAUAUGGCCCAGUAAUUUUCAAUUAUGCUAUGGUCCCUGUUACUUUACUAAUUAGUAGAUUUGGGAUAAGGGCAUCUUUCACACAGGGUAGUACCAUUUUGUUAUUCAGCAAGUCUUGUGCCUUAUACUGUCCCUAAUAGAAUCUUUCUCUUUUCCCUCAGCGACAGUCAGAAUCCAGCUCCCUCUCUGAGAUUUACAAGGUGAGUAGAAAAGAGGGAAAAAUAAUGUGACCACUCACUGUAAAUGCUGCUAGAGCAUGGAAUCUGGGAGUUGGUUUGGUGAUGGACAUAUUUUACCCUUUUGAAAUAUUAUGUUAUGACUAAAGUUCCCCUUUUAUUCUAUUUUAUUGUCCAGCCUCCUGAUGGUCGGCUGACCAAGGAUGUGCUCCUCGGAGAGGGUGGCACCGGAGACGUCUACAAGGUAAGGGACCAACCAAAUUAGGGUUGAAUAGAAAUAACUUACUCAGUGGUUCACAAAAUGGCUUAAAUAGUGCUGUACUUACUUCAGUAUCUUCCCAAAAUGCCUUGUUGUAGCUAAAACCAAGUGUAAGUUAAACUUUUUUGUCUGUAUUACAGGGACGACACCAUCGGAAAGGUGUGGUGGCCGUAAAGAUUGCCAAUAUCAGUCGGGUAACGUAUCUUUAUACUUCCAUUUUUUUUAUAUCAUUCCUAUUUGUGAGGUGGCCUAUGCAAGCUAAAGGGAUUUCUAUUACUCCACUCCAGGAUGAAGAGUCAGUCUGCAGGGAGCUGAAGUUUCUCCAGCAGUUCAGCGGCCACAAGAACGUCGCCUCUUUCUUUGGAGCCUACUACAGGGCUCCACUCACGGAGUGCUCAUCGGAGCUCUUGGAAAUUGUUCUUGAAUACUGUGGUGGCGGUUCUCUCCACAACCUCAUCAGCAAGACCAAUGGCCAAUCCCUGAAGGAGACCUGGAUUGGCUAUGUCUGCAAGGAGGUUUUAAAGGGGCUGCACCACAUCCACAAGAACCGGGCCGUUCAUAGAGACAUCAAGAGCCUGAACAUCAUGCUCACAGAGACGGCCAAAGUGAAGAUCAUCGACUUUGGAAACAGCUGGAACCUGGACCCGCAAACUGGAUUGUGCCACGAAGCGGACGGGACUGCACAUUGGAUGGCACCCGAGGCCAUAAGGCAGAAGGGCCAGCGCCUGGCGUACGACACCAAAUGUGACAUCUGGUCGCUGGGGAUAACCGCCAUCGAAAUGGCCGAGGGAAAACCACCUUACGAAGAUCAAUACCCAGUGGAGCACCUGAUAAGAGAAUCAGAACCACCAAAGCUUCGAUCAAAGACCUGGUCACAACAUUUUGUGUCUUUUCUGGAGUCCUGUGUGAAGAAGGAUCCUUCUGAGAGAGGGAGUGCUGAAGAACUCCUGCAGCACCCAUUCAUCAAAGAACUGCCCCCUAAGAAGAUCAUCAGGGCUGAGAUUAAAGAACAUCUCUGGGCUCUGCAGAAUCGGCCGGCCAAGAAAGGAUUGAAGGGAAAAGCUCUCUGUGCCAUGAAACAGCUGCGUCGCGCUUGUGACUUCUGCGCACACAGCACAGCAGAGGAACAAAAAGUGUCUCUGCAAAUGGCCCUGGAGGGCCUUCCCUGCAAUUGAUCUUGUGGCCAGUAACAUCCACAGCCCAGAAUGAAGCUCCUAUGUAAAAUCCUAGGUGAAAGAAACAUCCACAGAGAAAGGUGAAGCAGCUCAACCAGUGUAGACUUUGAGAUUAGUGCAGCUCCACCAGCAGUGUCUGCUCCUCCCCCUGAAGCGCCAGGAUGAUAAUUUACUAAUGUAACCAGUGGCAUCUUGACAUCAUGCAACACCACCAGCAGUCUCACAUUCAAGGUUCACAUCUUCACCACUGGUACCUUACAUUUCAACUACUGUACCAUUAUUCUACCUAUUGCUUCUAUAUUUCACACAACUUUGUGCCUUUUCUUCUUCUACUGCUCCUCCUCCACCAGACUCUAUCAUGCCAACACACCUCCAGCAUCUACAGUUUCCACCAGCAUUAUCCUUUGCAGCUACCACAAUUCCAGCAGUGGUGUCUCCUGAUUUUCAAAGUCCACAGUUCUAGCAGUGGUACCUUACUGUAAAUCUACCAUAUAUUUGUCUCCACCACUAGCUACCAACUUUUUUUAUUCUGCUGCUUUUCUACCAGCAGACCACCAUGCUGGUACACCUUCAGCAUUUGCAGUUCCAGCUACCGUAGCCCAAACAGUGCCUCUAUUUAUGGCUCAUUUAAUAUCUCAUUUCAGGCUACCACAGCUACAACAGUGGCGUCUGGAAUUCAUGUGACUACAUGAUAAGUCUCUCUAAAAUCAUCACAUUUCAUACAACCAUAGCUCCAAUAGCGAUAUCCGCCUUAGAAUUUCACAGACUUAGCAGUAGCAGUAGCAUUUAGCAUUAGCAGUAGCAUUUUUCAGAGACAUUAGUUUUUUUAAUUACCAUACCUCCACCCAUGGCCUCUUCUUUUCAUUCACCUUUAGCUCCACUAUCAGCCUCUUCCCCUUAUUCUACUGAACCUAUACCAGUAGGCUCAGUCAUCAUACCAAUACCAACACACUUCCACCAUCACCUUCUUAUUUUCAAGGCAACACCAGCAGUAGUGAUUACUGUCAACUGCCACAUCUGGAAUUGCUGGGCCCCCUUUUGCAGAUUUGUUAAUAGCUUCAAAAACUCAUCUGAUCCACCAGUAGCUGUUGUCUUCACACACCCUCAAGAAACCUUCUCCUUGAAUCUAAAUUCUCAUCUAUAUUUUUAUUGCUCCCUUAGUUCAGAAUUUUAAAAAGUUAUCUUUAAAAUACCAUUGCUCCUAAUUUCACAUCUCUUGUCUUCAAACAUCCACUUCUCCUACAGCAGAGUAAAAACGAUGCCCAUAUAUUAACUAGUUUUAAGGGUUACAUGCAUUUUCUUAUUAGAAGUUGAUCCAGGGACUUGUCCGAUUGCCCUUUGGGAGUCAGGAAGGAAUUUUUCCCCAUCUGAGGCAAAUUGGCUCUGGCUUCAGAUGGGGGUUUUUGCCUUCCUCUGGAUCAACUACUAAAUAGGUCCCAUUUACACUACAAUUUUAACUUAAUGGACGCGAGUUCUUUCCAUUUUAAAUGAAUAUGAAUAAAUCUGUAGUAUAUAAAUACA
Messenger RNA from Xenopus laevis (African clawed frog), 4761 nucleotides. Its product is annotated as traf2 and NCK-interacting protein kinase-like. Lineage: Eukaryota; Metazoa; Chordata; Amphibia; Anura; Pipidae. The transcript has 10 exons. The record is from RefSeq and is a predicted model, not a curated record. Bases 2317 to 3240 code for a protein of 307 amino acids.